Molecule: messenger RNA, 1716 nt
Organism: Penicillium daleae
Lineage: Eukaryota; Fungi; Ascomycota; Eurotiomycetes; Eurotiales; Aspergillaceae
Product: dicarboxylic amino acid permease agtA
Exons: 5
Coding region: 1-1716 (571 amino acids)
Biological process (GO): amino acid transmembrane transport
Cellular component (GO): membrane
Molecular function (GO): amino acid transmembrane transporter activity
Source: RefSeq, a predicted model, not a curated record
AUGGCGUCACACGAGAUCAAGAGCGAGGGUUUCUCCUCUGAGGCUCCAGUCAAACCCGAGCACAGUAGCGAUGAAGCUGGUAGAAUCGAGGAGGGUGGUCUAUCAGACCCCAACCAUGUCGACCUGCACCGCGCCCUCAAGGCGCGACACAUUACUAUGAUUGCUAUCGGUGGUGCAAUUGGAACCGGUCUGAUUAUUGGUACUGGUGAUGCCCUUGCAAAGGCUGGCCCCGGUUCAAUCCUGAUCGCCUACGCUUGGGUUGGUCUCAUCGUGUAUCUGGUCAUGUGUGCUCUUGGAGAGAUGGCCGCUUGGCUCCCUCUGCCCUCUGGUUUUACUGGUUAUGCUGUGCGAUUCUGCGAUCCCGCGCUCGGUUUCACUCUUGGUUGGACGUACUGGUUUAAAUACAUCAUCUUAACACCAAAUCAGUUAACAGCAGGCGCCCUCGUUAUAUCAUACUGGCUGCCACAAGAUAAAGUGAACGCGGGAGUCUGGAUCACCAUCUUGUUGAUUGCUAUUGUCUGCAUCAACUACUUCGGUGUGCGCUUCUUCGGUGAAUUCGAAUUCUGGCUGUCCUCGUUCAAGGUCAUCGUCAUCCUGGGCAUCAUCCUGCUCUCCUUCAUCCUCAUGUUGGGUGGUGGUCCCGAUCACGACCGUAGGGGAUUCCGCUACUGGAAGAGUCCCGGUGCUUUCAACCACUACAUCAUGGAGGGCGAUGCUGGCCGCUUCCUCGCGUUCUGGUCAACCAUGGUCUCUGCCACCUUUGCCUACCUGGGUACCGAAUUGGUCGGUGUGACAGUCGGUGAAGCGCAGAACCCCCGUCGGGCGAUUCCUCGUGCGAUUAAGUUGACUUUCUGGCGUAUCCUGGUCUUCUACGUGCUCUCGGUCCUCUUGGUCGGUACCCUGGUGCCGUACAACGACAAGAAGCUGCCCUACAACAACUCCAAAUUCUCCAAGUCCAGCAGCUCCGCUGCUGCUUCGCCCUUUGUCGUUGCCAUCGAGAACUCCGGUAUCCCCGUGUUGUCGCACAUCCUCAAUGCUUGCAUUCUGCUGUUUGUUUUCUCGGCCUCCAACUCUGACUUGUACAUUGCGACCCGUACAAUCUACGGUCUCGCUCGUGAGGGCAAGGCCCCCAAGAUCUUCGCCCGCACCGACCGUCGCGGUGUGCCCGUCUUUGCACUGGCAAUUUGCUCUUGCGUUGCUCUCAUUGCCUACAUGAACGUGACCAGCGACUCUCAGACCGUCUUCAAGUACUUCGUCAACCUGGUCACCAUCUUCGGUCUUCUGACCUGGGUCUCCAUCCUGGUUACCCACAUCUACUUUGUGCGCGCCCGUCGGGCACAGAACGUCCCAGACUCUGAUCUGGCCUACGUCGCACCCUUCGGCAUCUAUGGUUCCUAUCUCGCUCUGGCCUUCUGCAUUCUCAUUGUUUUCACCAAGAACUACGACGUCUUCACGCACAACAAGAAAUGGGGCAACUUCGACUACAAGAACUUCAUCACCGCCUACCUGGGUAUCCCUCUAUACCUGAUCCUGAUCGUUGGCUACAAGUUAGUUACCAAGUGCAAGGGUGUUAAGCCCGAAGAGGCUGAUCUGUGGACUGGUAAGGACCAGAUCGAUCGCGAGGAGGCUGCCUUUAUCGCGCAGCACAAUGCGGAGAUGGAGAAGAAUGCGGGUUCUCACUGGUUCUACCGCAAAUUUGUGUCCUGGCUGUUCUAA